GAAUACAGGUAUCAAAUUUAGAAAAUGUUGGACCAAUCGUACGCUACGCCUAUGAGCUUCCAGUAGCUUCCAGAAAAACCGUGAAUAUUCUCGAAUAUAACCUUUAAAUAUAUAAGGAGUGAAAACCUCUGCGCAUGGGAGUGAGUGAGUUGCAUUGAAAUUGAGUAGACGUGUUAUAGAUAAAUUCGCAUAUUUGGUAUAUAGUGAUUUGGAACAUUUAAACUAACAUUUGUAUAUUCUACAUCAUUUUUUAAGUGCGUUUUAAAAUUCUCAUAAUGGGUAAGGAUUAUUACAAAAUUUUGGGCAUAUCCAAAGGUGCUAGUGACGACGAUAUCAAAAAAGCAUAUCGAAAACUAGCUUUAAAGUAUCAUCCAGAUAAGAAUAAGACUCAAGGAGCUGAAGAAAAGUUCAAGGAAGUUGCUGAAGCCUACGAAGUGUUGUCUGAUAAAAAAAAGAGAGAUAUUUACGAUAAGUAUGGCGAAGAGGGGCUAAAGGGAGGUAUCCCUGGAGGAACGGACAAUGGUACAGGCCCGAACUAUUCCUACACUUUCCACGGAGAUCCAAGGGCAACAUUUGCUCAAUUCUUUGGCAAUUCAAGUCCAUUUUCAGCUUUCUUUGAUUUUGGUAAUAAUCGAAUGUUUGGUGGUAUGCAAGAUGAUGAAAUGGAUGUUGAUGAUCCAUUUGUGACACUUGGGGUUGGAGGACCACCAAGAGCAGGUCCAGGUGGUGCAUUUAGGAGUCAAUCAUUCAAUUUCCAUAACAGUCCUAAUAAAAAUAGAGACAAGAUUCAAGAUCCACCAAUUGAGCAUGAUCUCUAUGUUUCCUUAGAAGAUAUCACCAAAGGAUGCCAAAAGAAAAUGAAGAUAAGUAGGAAAGUUUUACAGCCUGAUGGAACAACGAAGAAAGAAGAUAAAGUACUAACUAUCAAUGUGAAACCUGGAUGGAAAGCAGGUACGAAAAUUACAUUCCAAAGAGAGGGUGAUCAAGGCAGAAACAAAAUACCUGCAGAUAUUGUUUUCAUUAUUAGAGAUAAGCCACAUCCACAAUUUAAAAGAGAAGGCAGUGACAUCAAAUUUACUGCAAAGAUAUCUUUGAAACAGGCAUUAUGUGGAUGUACUGUUGAAGUACCAACAAUGUCUGGAAAAUCUAUACCACUUCAUUAUACCAAUGAAAUCAUCAAACCAAAUACAAGUAGACGUAUUCAAGGAUAUGGUUUACCUCUUCCAAAAGAACCAUCUCGAAGGGGGGAUCUGAUAGUCACCUUUGACAUAAAAUUUCCAGAUAAUCUCUCCCAAUCCGCAAAAGAUAUUCUUUAUGAUACUCUACCAAAUUAAGAUGAUUUGCAAGUGUUAUUUGUACGUUUUAGUACAAUACAUGUCAAACAUAUUAAUUAUGUACUUUAUGUAAAUAAAUUAGCUUUUUUAGGUUUGUAUUUGUUAGGAUAACUAUGAAAAUAUUAGGUUUUAUAUUAAUAUAAACAACUUGGCCAAAUUGUCUGUAUCAGUGAGAAAUGAAAAUUGUAAAUAGUUUGUAUACAAUUUGAAUAUUUGUAAAUUGUUUUAGUAUUGCAUUGAUUAUCAUUAAUAAAUUAUUUUUUUACUUAACUUUUCUGUUAUUUAAACCUAAGAAAAUAUGAUCAUUUAUAUGGUUGUUUGAUUCUAGCCGACUUACUACAAAGCAGCUGCUGUCACUAGUUAUUUUGUAAUUAUUAUGAUGAAUAAAUAAAAUUUAAAAUUG
This is a messenger RNA of Diorhabda carinulata, 1737 nucleotides long. RefSeq names its product dnaJ protein homolog 1-like. The record is from RefSeq and is a predicted model, not a curated record. Lineage: Eukaryota; Metazoa; Arthropoda; Insecta; Coleoptera; Chrysomelidae. Bases 276 to 1334 code for a protein of 352 amino acids. Gene Ontology annotation, molecular function: protein-folding chaperone binding. The transcript is spliced from 2 exons. Gene Ontology annotation, cellular component: cytosol. Gene Ontology annotation, biological process: negative regulation of transcription by RNA polymerase II.